AUGCAGUUUUCAACUGUCUUGUGCGUGAUAUCGACGUUAGUGGUAGGCGGUACUUUGGUAGAAUGUGGGGAGUCUGGCAAGGUGUAUGCGGCGAACGAGACGGCGGAUGCCGCUCCGGCAUCUUCUUCCGCGGAACACGAUGUAGAAUCUUACCAAGGCAUGGGUGAAAGCCCUCUUCAUACUCACGAGGAGGCAAAUGCAGGUGCGAUUGCAUCCGAGUCUGGGGAUUCCCACCCGUCGCCAGGUGUAGUGGAAGGCGCCGGUGGUCCUCUCCAUCUGGUGAACGGCAGUCUCCCACCGUUCGAGGAAGACAUAGAGCUCAGACGAGAAGACACCACACGACAAUCCCUCGUGGCCAGCGUCUCUCAGCAGCCACCAAACUUGGCGAAAGUGGCGAGCAGAGUCGCUGCGCCUCUUCUCGCAGCGUUUGGACAGAAAUCCGCUUCUCACAUUGCUCCGCGUCUUGACUGGGCUUUCGUCCGGGACGUGCUGGAUGACAUGAAAGACUUUCAAACAGCAGGCUUAGGGAUCGGAGCACACACGGGAGAUCAAGUUGCGGACCAAGCUAGACAGAAACAGUCGUUCUACUGGAUGUCGCCGUGGAGAUGGUGGAUGUUCUACGUGAAACUCCCGGAUCUUGAGGUGAAGAAGUACGAAGAGAUGAAGGACGCGAUGCGAGCGUUCGAGAACUCCAGCGAGCCUGUGACGAGACAGGUGUACGCAGGCAGUGCCGAGCUCGCCAGAGCUCUCGGCAUCCCACCUGCAGCGCUGGCUCGAGGCUUCACCGUGAAGAUAUGUCACUUGAGCACAACUCAGCCGUGGAAAGCCCUUACGGAGACUUUCUUGAGGAAGACGUUUCUGCUCCCUGACUGGCAGUUUUUCGUUCCGCUCCUGGCCGCAGCCAGAGGGACGGCGGUAGCGGCGACGUUCCAGUUUUUCCCACGAACUCGUGGCAGCCUCCGACAGCUUGCAACCCAGGUUCCACAAAAGCUCAACGUGGUCAUGGUGAUGGCCGAGAUGGUGGCGGCUGUAGAGGCUCUGCAUCGCCUUGGAAUCCUCCACAGAUCUCUCUCGCUAGAUGUGUUCUACGUCAACCGGGAAGGGCACAUCCAACUGGGCGAUUUCGAGAAUGCCACUCUGGACGGCGUCUACCGGCCGAUCUCUGAUAUGGCAAAACCUGUGCAGGAAGUCUACAUGAGGGUGUUGCGGCGCUUCAACGUGGCGGUCCUCCAAACUCCGGCAGCAGACGUCUUUUGUCUGGGGAAGGCCUUUGAAUCGCUGGCGGAUCUCACAGAUCUGGAAGGCCAGGAGCGGCUCUUGGUGGAAGUUGCGGCGGCUCGCAUGACCCAGGCAGAGGCGGAGAAAAGACUGAGUCUCCAGGAAGUUAUGGAGAACAAACUUUUCGAAGGCGUCGAUUUCGGCGCCGUUCGCGCUCGCAAAAACCCCAGCGUCUACGGGAGCUACGCGCUGCGGGAAACACUCACGUCAACGGACGGAAACGCCUCAACCUGGGCGGACGACAGCGACGACGAGUCCCUUUACGACCCCAGUCCAGAUGGAAAGUCUGCUUACGAUACAGAAUGGAAAACAUCCAGCGCCGAGCCGACGCGCUCGUAA
Messenger RNA from Neospora caninum, 1617 nucleotides. Its product is annotated as putative Rhoptry kinase family protein, truncated (incomplete catalytic triad). The record is from RefSeq and is a predicted model, not a curated record. The transcript has 5 exons. Lineage: Eukaryota; Apicomplexa; Conoidasida; Eucoccidiorida; Sarcocystidae. The coding region runs from base 1 to 1617 and encodes 538 amino acids.